GAAGGUGUUUCUUUAGUUUCGUUUCGAGGUGGUUCCCCUUGUAAUAAUAAUUCACAGCAGAAGCAACCCUAACUUUACUUCUCUUUCUUCCCCCUCCCACCGCAAUCUCACGAUGGAGUUCUCUACCGCCGACCUUGAAAGGCUUCUGAUGUUUGAGCACGCUCGCAAAGCGUGUGAGGCUCAGUACGCUAAGGAUUCUCACGAUUCCGAGAAUUUGCUGCAGUGGGGUGGAGCAUUGCUUGAACUUGCUCAGUUCCAGACUGUUCCUGAUGCAAAGUUGAUGUUAGAUGAUGCUAUAUCCAAGUUGGAAGAGGUGUUGACAAUAAAUCCAGGGAAGCAUCAGGCUUUUUGGUGUCUUGGCAACGCCUACACUGCCCACGCCUUUCUGACACCAGACACUGAUGAAGCCAAAGUUCUCUUUGAUAAAGCCGCUGAUUAUUUCCAAAAAGCUGAAAAUGAGGAUCCAGGUAAUGAGAUGUACCUCAAGUCCUUGGAAGUUACAGCAAGGGCACCGGCGCUACAUAUGAACAUACAUGAGAAUGGGAUGAUGAUGCAGCAGUCACUAGGUGGAGGUGGAGGUGGUGGUGGUGGAGGAGGAGGUCCCGCUGCUUCAUCAAAUGCUAGUGGUCUUAAGAAGAAUAAGAAGAAGAACAAUGACUUCACAUACGAUGUAUGUGGUUGGAUAAUUCUGGCCUUUGGGAUUGUUGCUUGGGUUGGCAUGGCGAAAUCCCUUGGCCCUCCACCUCCUGCUAGAUGA
Messenger RNA from Eruca vesicaria subsp. sativa (arugula), 757 nucleotides. The record is from the annotation of a GenBank genome assembly. NCBI's taxonomy places the organism in Eukaryota, Viridiplantae, Streptophyta, Magnoliopsida, Brassicales, Brassicaceae.